AUGGGGGGCAAGUCCGGAACCAAAGCCGUCUACUUCGACAAGCUCAAGGGCUUGCUCGACGAGUACAAGUCUGUCUUCAUUGUUGGCGUUGACAAUGUCUCCUCCCAACAAAUGCACGAGAUUCGAGCCACUCUCCGUGGAGAGGCCGUCGUGCUGAUGGGCAAGAACACCAUGGUUCGUCGUGCCGUCAAGGGCUUCAUCACCGACUUCCCCGAGUACGAGAAGCUGCUGCCUCAUAUCAAGGGCAAUGUCGGCUUCAUCUUCACCAACGGCGAGCUCAAGGAGAUCCGUGACAAGAUCUUGGCCAACAAAGUCGCCGCGCCCGCCCGUGCCGGUGCCGUUGCUCCCAUCGAUGUCUGGGUUCCCGCUGGCAACACCGGUAUGGAACCCGGCAAGACCUCUUUCUUCCAGGCCCUCGGUGUCCCCACCAAGAUCGCCCGUGGUACCAUCGAAAUCACGUCCGACCUCAAGCUCGUCGAGAAGGAUGCCAAGGUUGGUGCCUCCGAGGCCACCUUGCUCAACAUGUUGAACAUCUCUCCCUUCUCCUACGGUAUGAAGGUCGAGCAGGUCUAUGAGGAGGGUCAGACUUUCCCGCCCAGUGUUCUGGAUAUCGAGGAGUCGCAACUGCUCAAGGCUCUGACCAGCGCUAUUGCGACCAUCACUACCAUCUCCCUGGCCACCAACUACCCGACUCUGCCAUCCGUGCUGCACAGUCUCAUCAACGGCUACAAGAAGGCGUUGGCUGUUGCGGUUGAGACUGACUACAGCUGGGAGGGCAUCGAAGAGCUCAAAGAUCGUAUCGCCAACCCGGAUGCGUACGCUGCAGCGGCUCCGGCUGCCAGUGCUGACGCGCCUGCUGCGGCUGCUGAUGCUGCACCUGCGGAGGAAGAGAAGAAAGAAGAGGAAGAGGACGAGGAUGAGGAUAUGGGCUUCGGUCUGUUCGACUAA
Messenger RNA from Cyphellophora attinorum, 948 nucleotides. RefSeq names its product 60S acidic ribosomal protein P0. Gene Ontology annotation, molecular function: structural constituent of ribosome; large ribosomal subunit rRNA binding. Gene Ontology annotation, biological process: ribosome biogenesis; cytoplasmic translation; ribosomal large subunit assembly. Gene Ontology annotation, cellular component: cytosolic large ribosomal subunit. The transcript has 4 exons. The record is from RefSeq and is a predicted model, not a curated record. The coding region runs from base 1 to 948 and encodes 315 amino acids. NCBI's taxonomy places the organism in Eukaryota, Fungi, Ascomycota, Eurotiomycetes, Chaetothyriales, Cyphellophoraceae.